AUGGGGAAGGACGAGGAUGAGCUGGCGUGGCCGCUGUCGUCGGUGCUGGGGGAGCUGCGACUUCUGGGGCUGUGGGUGCCGCCGCCGGGCCGCCGACUGCGCCACCGGCUCCUGCUCGCCUUCGCCAUGGUCUCGCACAUCGCACUCCUCUUCAUGGUCAACGGCAGCUUCAUCGUGAACACCCCUACUGAUCUCCCGCAAAUCUCUUUCGUCGCUUAUAACUGCCUGACCGACAUCGGGCUCACUUCCAAGAUGUUCUCGUUUUCGCUGGACGGGACUCGCGUGACGGAGCUGUUGCGGCAGCUGGCGGUGUCCCGUCAGCGCUUUGCCGAUCGCGCAGGGCACAGGGCCCGUAACCACGCCACUGCUGUCAAAAUGCAUCGAUUUCUGCAGGUGACCUACAGAGUGAACUCAGCGUACUGGUUUGUUGCUCCCAUCAUCAGGAUCAUAACGGCUCCAAGGUCUGAAGAUGGUUUACCAGUCAGGCGAGAUCUGCCCAUUCCUAUGUGGGUGCCAUUCGACACCCAACCGUCGCCGGUCUACGAGAUCCUGUACUGCCUGCAGUUCGCUUUUGGAUGGGCCGUGUCUGAGACCACGGUGCUCGUGGACGUCUCGCUGAUCGCACUCAUGCUGCAGGUGUCCGCGGAGCUGGCGGUCCUCAACGACAACCUCGCCGCUGGAACUGGGCCGCCCUUGCAGCUCUUACCCGCCUCAGAGUGCGACACCAGCGACUCAAAGCUCCAGUCUACCAAGAAAUUACCGUCGUUGUUGGAACUGCCAUAUCCUGACUCUCUGCAGGGAAGAACUCCUCAUACAGACAAUUCGGAAGACGAGACGUAUCAACAGCUGUUGAUCAACGUUCAGCACCACCAUAUCAUUAUCGGUUGCGUAGGCCUCCUGCAGAAAGUGUUAAGUCGCGCGACGUCAGUGCUUCUCAUCUGCAACACGAUCUCCAUCUGUUUCCAGGUCAUCGCUACCGCAGUGCUGUUGCAGGAGGACGGAGAGGUAAUGCAAACCCUCAAGAUGUUGAUGGGUUCGACGCUUUAUGCUUACCAGGUGGCGCUCUUUUGUCUGCUCGGUCAGAGGAUCAUCAAUCAGAGUGAGCAGUUGCCGCGGUCAGUCUUCAGUGGCGACUGGCCCGAGGCAGACGUCCGCUCCUGGCGUAUGGUCCUCCUGCUCAGCUUGGGUUCCUCGAGGGCUCUCAAGCUCAAGAUAGGUGGGCUCUACGUGCUGUCCAGGGAGACCCUGUUGCAGAGGGACCAACAACGCUACAAAAUAUAA
Molecule: messenger RNA, 1281 nt
Organism: Schistocerca cancellata (South American locust)
Lineage: Eukaryota; Metazoa; Arthropoda; Insecta; Orthoptera; Acrididae
Product: odorant receptor Or1-like
Exons: 7
Coding region: 1-1281 (426 amino acids)
Biological process (GO): detection of chemical stimulus involved in sensory perception of smell; sensory perception of smell
Cellular component (GO): plasma membrane
Molecular function (GO): odorant binding; olfactory receptor activity
Source: RefSeq, a predicted model, not a curated record